Messenger RNA from Colletotrichum acutatum, 1161 nucleotides. Its product is annotated as 2OG-Fe(II) oxygenase superfamily protein. The record is from RefSeq and is a predicted model, not a curated record. NCBI's taxonomy places the organism in Eukaryota, Fungi, Ascomycota, Sordariomycetes, Glomerellales, Glomerellaceae. Gene Ontology annotation, cellular component: endoplasmic reticulum. Gene Ontology annotation, biological process: peptidyl-proline hydroxylation to 4-hydroxy-L-proline. The coding region runs from base 218 to 1000 and encodes 260 amino acids. The transcript has 2 exons. Gene Ontology annotation, molecular function: procollagen-proline 4-dioxygenase activity; iron ion binding; L-ascorbic acid binding.
CCCAAAUUGCCAUGGGGAAUCGGGAACCCAAACGAAUGACCCAACGUGCCAACGAGGAUUGCCAGCUCGCGCUUCAAACGCCCUGGGUUUCAGCCACUGUCGACUGUAUCGAUCAUCCGACUUCAAAUCUAGCUGCGAUGGCUUCAUAAACGAGGUUGCUCCCAUAUUGAAAGAUUGUAGCAAAACCUCAUGCAUAUAGAUUCAAUAUCCAAACAGUAUGAUUAGUCUUCUCUCAACCGCAGCGUUUGCCCUCGCGGCGACAUUGGUCGUCCCCGUGUCAUCUCAAGAUCAGAAACCCAUAUCGGAAUACGUAUGCACACACCCGCCAUACAAGGUCCACAUGAUAUCUAAAUCCCCCCUUGUGAUUUAUAUCGCCGACUUCAUCACGGCGGCAGAGCGGUCACAUCUGCUGGGAAUGGCGAGCGAUACGUUUACCCACUCUGGAGUUAUUGAUGCUUCUGGAGGCAAAACCACGCACAACGUACGCACUUCUCAGAGCACCAGCCUGUGGCGGGAUGAUGUCGUUCGCUGCAUCGAAGGGCGCGCAAUAGCGUUCCAGGGAUAUGGUAUGCCUAAGAGUCACGUGGAACCAUUGCAGCUGGUCAAGUAUGGAAAGGGUCAGCAAUACCAUUUUCACACGGAUUGGUUCACAGAUCCCGCGCAUACCAGAGCUCAUCUAGGCGGCAAUCGGCUUUCUUCUUUCUUUGGUUAUGUGUCGGCGGUUAACGUCACUGGAGGGGGAACCAACUUCCCGCUCUUAGACGCCCCUUCUGACGAACGAUGGUGCUCCUUCAUUGACUGCGACGAGCCUUGGGAGAGAGGUGUGACAUUCCGGCCGUUGGAUGGAAAUUUCGUGUACUGGGAAAACCUUCACGUCGAUGGUUCUGGAGAUCAACGUAAUUUGCAUGCUGGGUUGCCGGUCACAAGUGGACAAAAGGUUGGGAUGAACAUCUGGACAAGACAAGCACCGCUAAGCAAGGACAUUCGAGGAGAUUAUUAAGACUCUUGAAGCAUUAAAGAUUCAUUUACAGAGGGUAUUGGGGGCUUGUAAGAACGAGCAUGGGGCUAGGCACCCAUGAGCCAAAACACACUUUUCCGUCUCUUCUUCGGGGGAAGGCUUGCCACGCUAUCCACUUCGACCCGAUCGAAAGCUCUAAAAUC